Messenger RNA from Elaeis guineensis (African oil palm), 852 nucleotides. RefSeq names its product F-box/LRR-repeat protein At3g48880. The record is from RefSeq and is a predicted model, not a curated record. Gene Ontology annotation, molecular function: protein binding. NCBI's taxonomy places the organism in Eukaryota, Viridiplantae, Streptophyta, Magnoliopsida, Arecales, Arecaceae.
UUUUGCCGCGCCCAAGGUGCAUUCAUCGUCUCUCUCUUCCUUUCAGUGCUUAAACUCCGAUCAUGACGUCCUCCUUAAAGCCCAAACUCUGGUCUUUCGUCCCUCUUCUUAUCUCCCUCUCCUUGUGACGAGACGAUCCGAGGAUCAAACUAGGUGGCUCUCUUAUGGGUGGGCCCGAACCAGAUGCCGAUUUUGCCGAGCCAAGCGAUCGGAGAGUUCAGAAGGAAGAAGGCAAGAUGAACGCAAGUGAAGAAACAAUGAAAAGCAAGCAGGUUAUUGACAUAAGAAGAUGGGAGGACUUACCUCUUGACUGUUUGGUAAACAUUUUCAAGAGAUUGGGUGUUGAGGACAUCACAACUGGUGUUCCUUUUGUAUGCAAAUCCUGGUAUGAAGCUCAUCUCGAUCCUAGCUGCUGGAAGAUAAUAGACCUUCGUGCAAUGUAUCAGUGGCCACAGAGUCCUUUUAUUGGGAGGUUCAUGCAUGCAUACCAUUUAAAGAAAUUCAAAACCAGGGGGUUUCUGAAAAUUAUAAUCAAGCGUAGCCAUAAAUUACUUUCCGAGCUGGUUCUCCCUGAUCACCUUCUUCCUCUGAGCGAAAUGGUCUACAUCUGCAAAGAAUGUCCAAUGGCAAAUAUUUAUGCUCCAUGGCACUCAGAAAAAGAUCGAGGUUUCAUCCGCAGUUUUGUGCAGACAUUUAAUGAGGCUGUCAUGCAACACUCUAAGAAUAUAGUGAUGUAAAUUUCUGAAUGUAAAUUUGUUUCUGGAAGCUUCACAAAUGGAUAAUUUUAAGUUCUUUUAAAGAAUUAAUAUUUAUCUUUUAUGGUUUCAUUUAAUUUAUGUCCUGGUUUAUAUA